GCGAGCCGGGGCACCGGGCGGCGGCGGCGGCGCGCGCCAUGUCUUUCAGUGAAAUGAACCGCAGGACGCUGGCGUUCCGAGGAGGCGGGUUGGUCACCGGCGGCGGCGGCGGCUCCACGAACAAUAACGCUGGAGGGGAGGCCUCGGCUUGGCCUCCGCAGCCGCAGCCGCGACAGCCCGCGCCGCCCGCGCCCCAGCAGCCCAAUGGGCGCGGGGCGGACGAGGAAAUGGAAUUGGAGGGCCUGGAGCCCCAAGACGCGGAGGCCUCGGCCGGGGCGGCCGCCGCCGAGGACGCCAAGGAGUUGCUGGUCCCCCAGGACACGGGCGGCCCCGCCUCGCUGGGCGGCGGCGCUGGGGGCCCCCUGUUAGCGGAAAGGAACCGUCGGACUCUGGCCUUCCGCGGAGGUGGCGGCGGGGGUCUCGGCAACAAUGGCAGCAGCCGCGGCCGCCCCGAGACCUCGGCGUGGCCCCUUCGGCAUUUCAAUGGGCGAGGGCCGGCGGCCGUGGAGCUGGAGCUGGACGCGCUGGAGGGGAAGGAGUUGAUGCCGGACGGCGCGUCCCUGAGCGACAGCACCGAGGACGAGGAGGAGGGGGCGAGCCUGGGCGACGGCAGUGGGGCGGAAGGCGGCAGCUGCGGCAGCAGCAGGCGGUCGGGCGGCGAUGGCGGGGACGAAGUGGAGGGCAGCGGUGUGGGAGCUGGCGACGGAGAGACUGUCCAGCACUUACCGCUCGCGCGGCCCAAGUCACUCCUGCAGAAGCUCCAGUGCUCCUUCCAGACCUCCUGGCUCAAGGACUUCCCUUGGCUGAGGUACUCCAAGGAUACCGGCCUGAUGUUUUGCGGCUGGUGCCAGAAGACCCCCGAGGAUGGGGGCAGCGUGGACCUUCCCCUGGUGGGCCAUGAUGAGCUUUCACGAGGGACCCGCAACUACAAGAAAACCCUGCUCCUGAGGCACCACGUCUCCACCGAGCACAAACUCCACGAAGCCAACGCCCAGGAGUCAGAAAUACCAUCAGAGGAGGGGUACUGUGACUUUAAUAGUAGGCCAAAUGAGAACUCUUAUUGCUAUCAACUUCUUCGACAACUAGAUGAACAGAGAAAGAAAGAUAUUCUUUGUGAUGUCAGCAUUGUGGUGAGCGGGAAAAUCUUUAAAGCUCAUAAGAACAUCCUGGUUGCAGGCAGCCGUUUCUUUAAGACUUUAUAUUGUGUUUCAAACAAAGAAAGCCCUAACCAAAACAAUACUACCCAUUUAGAUAUUGCUGCAGUUCAAGGUUUUUCAGUCAUCUUGGACUUCUUGUAUUCUGGUAACCUGGUGCUCACAAGCCAAAAUGCCAUUGAAGUGAUGACAGUGGCCAGCUAUCUUCAAAUGAGUGAAGUUGUUCAAACUUGCCGAAAUUUCAUUAAAGAUGCCUUAAAUAUAAGCAUUAAAUCAGAAGCUCCAGAGUCUGUAGUUGUGGACUAUAAUAAUAGAAAACCAGUUAAUAGAGAUGGUCUGACUUCAUCACGGGAUCAAAAAAUUGCCAGCUUUUGGGCAACACGGAAUCUGACCAAUUUGGCAAGUAAUUUAAAAAUUGAAAAUGAUGGUUGUAAUGUCGACGAGGGCCAAAUAGAAAACUACCAAAUGAAUGACAGUCAUUGGGUCCAGGAUGGUUCUCCUGAAUUGGCUGAAAAUGAAUCUCAAGGUCAAACAAAAGUAUUUAUUUGGAAUAAUAUGGGCUCCCAGGGAAUUCAAGAGACUGGCAAAACAAGGAGGAAAAACCAAACUACAAAGAGAUUUAUUUAUAAUAUACCACCUAAUAAUGAAACAAAUUUAGAAGAUUGUUCAGUGAUACAACCACCUGUUACCUAUCCAGAAGAAAAUAAGGCCCUAAUCAUCAAGGAAGAACCAGAUUUGGAUGGUGCUCUACUCUCAGGGCCUGAUGGUGAUAGGACUGUGAAUGCAAAUUUAUUGACCGAAGCCUGCUCUGGUCAAGAUGCAGGUGAUGCUGGAGCGUCACAUGAUUUCAAGUAUAGUUUGAUGCCUGGCACUUCAAGUGAUUUCAAGUAUGGAUUGAUACCAAGUACUUCAAAUGAUUUCAAGUAUGGACUGAUACCAGGUGCCUCAAAUGAUUUCAAGUAUGGAUUAUUGCCAGAAUCUUGGCCAAAACAAGAAACCUGGGAAAAUGGUGAAUCAUCUCUAAUCAUGAAUAAAUUAAAAUGCCCUCAUUGUAGCUAUGUAGCCAAAUACAGACGAACACUAAAAAGACACUUGCUCAUUCAUACUGGAGUAAGAUCAUUUAGCUGUGAUAUUUGUGGAAAGCUGUUUACUAGAAGAGAACAUGUAAAAAGACAUUCCCUGGUGCAUAAAAAGGAUAAGAAAUACAAAUGUAUGGUGUGUAAGAAGAUCUUCAUGUUAGCAGCCAGUGUUGGAAUAAGACAUGGAUCUCGACGCUAUGGUGUUUGUGUAGACUGUGCAGAUAAAUCCCAGCCAGGAGGACAAGAAGGUGUGGACCAGGGACAGGAUACAGAAUUCCCUCGAGAUGAAGAAUAUGAGGAGAAUGAAGUAGGAGAACCUGAUGAAGACCUGGCUGAUGAUGGAGAAGAUCAGAAUGAUCCAUCUCGAUGGGAUGAAUCAGGAGAUGUUUGUAUGUCUCUGGAUGAUUAACUGACCUACAAUACUCCUCAAGGAUGCUGCAUUAGGACAUACUAUGAAUCGACAAUUUAGAUUGUUGAACUUUGAAGGCUUGCAAAAUAAUGGUACAUGCUGGAUGGUAGUUAUGUUGCUGUGAAAACUGUAGGGUUAAAGCCUUAUAGCAAAAAAAAAAUUUUUUUAUAUUUGCACAGGACUGUACAGCAAACAACCAUGUGGUUGGAUUACAUGGAGUCCCCACAUAUUCAGUCAGUUAUCAAAGUAAAAUAUUUUUUAUUUAUAGCAUAUACAGUUAACUAUUUGGGUUCUAUGAAAAUAUAGUACUUGUCCUUUAUAGAGUUUACAUUCAUGUGUCACUUUAACAUGAAUGAAGAAAAUCCAUUUAUGGAAGUACAGUGACAGUUGACCCAAUCACUCUGUCCAUCAAACCACUCAGGCUAGUUUGUACUAGUAGAGUUUUGUUUCUAUUUUUAUUUUUAUUAAUUUUAUUUUUUUUUAAUACAGAUUUUUUCAGUGAGGGGCUUUUUCAACCCCAUUGGUUCUAUUUUCUUGUUUUUUUUUUUUUCAUUUUAAUUUGCUUCAUUAACUUAAACCAAGUCUCCUCUAAUCUUAGAUAUUAUUCCUCAGUUUUGUGCUGAUAGGCAUGUUUAUAAGAACUGGAGAGGUAAUUUAUUGGAAUGAAUUAACUGACUUCCCCUACUUCCCUUUCCUUUUUUGACAUGAAUUUUACUACUUCACAAAUGAAGAAUGAUGUUGCAAAGUUACCGUGGUGAAGUUGACAAAUACCACUAAAAUGAUUAUGAUACAGAAAAGUAACUCUUCUCCUGCUGCUCUGAUCUGAUACAUGGUUACUUAUAUGAUAUUUUCUGACAUGGUUCUGGGUUUUGGGUAUCUGUUACUUUGGCACUAUUCGUGUUGGCCUCUUACAUUUUUGCCAGUGUACUAUACCUCAGCCUUAUUUGAAAUACAGAAAUCUAAUUGAAGUCGUAUAAAAAUAAGUAAAGUGAUUUGUUUGAUAAUUUAUCCUCCAUGUCCAGUUUGGUUAGCUUUGUUAUGCAAUAUGAGUGAAUAUCAGGUUUUUGCUCCUGUGCCCUUUUAUCAUUAAAAUUAACACAAAAUGUGCAUUCUCUUUUGUUUCAUACUUACCGGGAUGUUGAGUGUUUUUUAAAUUAUGGUUGAUAUUAAUUUAUUUUUCCAUUCCUUAAAGUCACUACACAUUGAUGAUGUCUUUGUCAUCAUCAUGAUUCAACAAUCUGCAAAAAUCUUAAUUAAAAUGUUGAGAGACUAUUAUUCUACUACCUAAAUUCUUUAGGAAUCAAAGGGUGACAUAGUCGACUGUUAUUUAUUUAGCCUGGAGACAGAUGAACUCACUGGUAGUAGAACUCUCAGCAGCUUUUUAUGUGUUAGCUUGGGUGACAGUUAUCAGGAGCAUAUUGUAUAUUAUAUAAAAUUCAGAGACAUCAUAUUUUCAGCUUUCUUUUAAAUAAAAAGUGAGUAUAUUUUCCUAUUUUAUAUCAAGUAACAAAAUUAGGCUAGUCAUGUGGAAGAAAUCUCAGAGAUGCUUUGACAGAUACAAUCCUUUGGUGCUCCAUCUGAUCAAAGUUGAAAGUUGAUUUUCUUAAAGAGAGAUUUUCUCAUUGCUUCUGAUUUCAGUAGAAUGAUGGUUUAAUGUUAGACAGUGAAGUUUCUGCCUAGAUAAAUCAAAGAAAAUACUACAGUUACAUGGAUGGAUGCACCUUUUGCCAUCUAAAAUUUAUUGUCAUUUUUUAUGUAACUAGAAGCACGGCAGACAAAUGGUUUUGGUUUGAUUUAUUUUUAUUUUUUUAACUGAAGAAUACACCUUCUUCUCAGUAUUUGAAACAAAUGAGUAAAAUGUCAUUCUAGUGAGGUCCAAAGUAGAAAUAGUUGGGCAAAGAUAUUAUGAAUGAAAAAAUAUUUUAAACGUAAAAUGUUCUGCUUUGUGAAUAUGUAAGUAUAGUAUAAAGAUUUCUUUCAUCCCAUUUAUCCCCUUCCUUUAAAAUAAACCAUAGUUUACAAUUGGUAGAUCUGUCUAUAUAUAAAUAUAUAUUAAAGAGCAAAUAUAUAUAUCUAAAAAAAAUCACCUAAAUCUGCUUUAUUAGACAAUAGUUCACUUAUUGCAUAGAAACUGGACUUGGCUUUACAUUCUUAAUGUACUUUUACUUUUUCCUCAAGAUACAAACUUAUUCUCUUGAAACAGAAUUUUCUUUUAUUACUUAAAUCAUUUAUGUAUAUCUGGUAAAUUAUGACCAAAUUUUUGUUAGAUUGCAAAAUACACACUUGGUACACUACAGGAUUGUUGUGCUUUUGUUUUGGCUUUAGUUAGAAACAGGUUUGAUGUAGAUAACUUGUUACUGUUAAUUUAAAAUAUUCUAUAAUUGUCCGUUGCCUUUUACGUCGUGUCGUGACAGAUUUGGCUAUGUUUCUAGUAAUCUGAAAUAUGAUACUUUAAAGUUUGUUUUUAGGUAAUCCAAAGGAAAAAAUGUUUAUACUCUUGAAUAUAUAUUAGCCUCAGCCUAUAUAAAAAUUUCUUUGAAGUAAACACUUUGCCAGAAACAGAAUAGACAGGUUUUUCUACUUGCUGACUGCCUAACUUAUUUUGUUUCAUGGUCUUGAGGGACUGCCUUUUUUUUCCCUUCUAGAUCUUUUUAAAAAGUUUUAGUACUAAAGUAUACUACUGGACGUUUCUAUUUUUUUAAGUAUAUUCCUUUUCUGAAAGUACAACUUCAGGAAGUUGAUAAAUAUCUAAGAACUUUUGAUUGGUCUCAGAAAGGUAAUGGAAUGAAUACUCAUAAUUUUGUCUGGAAGUCUGGCAGAAUUAUGUUGUACAUUUGGUGAAGUUUUUCUUUUGUAAUUUAUAUUUUAAAUAAAAUAUUUUUAGAGUUUUUAAUUUUAAUGAAGGGGAAGAGCAUAAACUUUCAUAUUCCACAGUAGUGACUAUCCCUCAUAAGUAAAGCAAGAUCAUUGAUCACUUAGGUUCUCCCAGACAGCUGCUUCCAUAUGAUCCCUCUUUUGUCACAGUUCUUGACCCUCUUUUUUUUCUUAUUUACUAGACAGUUUGUCCAGUUUUAGCACCCUAGUAAUCAAGAGCUUGGAAGAAAACACAUUAGAAGAGGAAACUGGACAAUAACCAGUAGCUUUGAAUUUGGGGCCAAAAUACAGUAGCCUGUUUAAGUUGAGGCAUCCUGAUAGAGCUGUGUUAAGUCACUGCAGUUCAUAAAUUCUGGUGCACACUAAGCACACAGUACACGUCAGUGUCUAAUAGGAACCAAGAUGAAGAGAAGAAAUGAGGAGCUGCUUGGAAAGAGGGAGAAGACAGGAAAUGACUGAAUCAGAGCUUGGGGAAGGCCUGAAGAUGACUGGAGUUUAUAAAUGUGGGAAAUGAGAAGCUUAGGAUUUUCCUGAACACAGCAGAAGUUUAGAUCCAUAUCUCUGAUUUAUGAUUCUAAAAGUUGCCGGUUUUUGUUUGGUUUUUUUGUGCCCACACUUGCUAUUUUGUUGUCUGCCUUAUUUUUUCUAAUACCUAUAAGGUAGGUGCUAUUCUCUCUGUUUUACAAGGCUCAGAGAAAUUCAGGAACUCACCUAAUUACACAGCUUACUAGAGCUGGCUUCCAUCAGGUCUGAUUCUGAAGCCCCUCCCCCUGCUCUUUCUAGGAGGUUCUAUUAGUACCUCAAACCUUUUUUUUGGGGGGGGGGUAAACUUUUUUUCCUUAAAACAGCUAUAUUUAAGAAUUUUGUAUCUUUUCUGCUCCCAAUAAAUGUCCUUGUCACUCUUCCAGUAAAGUUGUUUUUGUCACUUGGACUCAAAUAAAAUACACCUCAGUGUUGCAGAUGCUACUAGUUAGUGGGUGGUAGCAUUUUCACUUUUAAAAAGGAUGUUUUUUUUUUUAAUUUAAAGAACUAGGUAUAAGCCCUGUUUUUUGUGCUGUUCAGUCACCCGGAUCCUUAAACUCAACUAUGGUACCUAAUCAAUCAACACACUUAGAACUAACAGGUGUUUUCUUAGUCACUUGAGGUUUUAAAGUAGAACGUUACUUGUUUCCUCUCUCCCUGCUGCAUCCCAGCCUCCAAGGGAAGUUUAAAAUGUGUUAGGGAUAAGCACACUUUCAAAAAUGUUUUCUAGCCCUGGACUUUAAGACAUUGGGUACUUAAAUUUAGAGUACACUAGCUAUUGAGAACAAGAUUUUGGGUUCAAGAAAGGGGGGAUGCCUGAGGCCAUUCUGGUAUGGGAGAAUCACCAUUUUAAAACACUGUAAACAUUAAAAAGAACACUUCUUCUGCCUGCUGUUUGUGAAAGCUCUCUGGGAAGAUCUUUUACGAAGACCAGUUUUUUAAAUGUAAUUUACCUACCUAAUAAAAGUGUCCUAAGACAUGUAUGUAAACCUCCAAAACUGUUUGUGUAUUUAGAAAAUACACAAGAAUCUUUAUCAAACUUAAAAAUAUAAACUUGUGAGCACUAAA
Molecule: messenger RNA, 7106 nt
Organism: Nannospalax galili (Upper Galilee mountains blind mole rat)
Lineage: Eukaryota; Metazoa; Chordata; Mammalia; Rodentia; Spalacidae
Gene: Zbtb10
Product: zinc finger and BTB domain containing 10
Exons: 6
Coding region: 39-2642 (867 amino acids)
Biological process (GO): regulation of transcription by RNA polymerase II
Molecular function (GO): DNA-binding transcription factor activity, RNA polymerase II-specific; RNA polymerase II cis-regulatory region sequence-specific DNA binding; protein binding
Source: RefSeq, a predicted model, not a curated record